This is a messenger RNA of Cajanus cajan (pigeon pea), 663 nucleotides long. RefSeq lists its product as uncharacterized. The record is from RefSeq and is a predicted model, not a curated record. NCBI's taxonomy places the organism in Eukaryota, Viridiplantae, Streptophyta, Magnoliopsida, Fabales, Fabaceae.
AUGGAUUAUGUUGAGAUAUCCGUUUUUUGUAUCCAAUCCCACACCCAUCGCAAUGAGCAAUUACAACCAGCAGCCACCGUCCGUCGGAGUUCCUCCACCGCAAGGUUAUCCGCCGGAGGGCUACGGAAAGGACGCAUAUCCGCCGCAGGGAUACCCGCCACAGGGAUACCCACCGCCGGGAUACCCACCGCCGGGAUACCCGCCUCCGGGAUAUCCGCCACAGGGAGGGUAUCCUCCGCCGCCGUACCCGGCGCAGGGGUAUCCUCCGAUGUACGCACCUCAAUACGGUCAGCCUCCUCCCCCUCCACAACAACAAAACUCACAGGGCCCUGGUUGCUUGGAAGGCUGUUUGGCUGCUCUCUGCUGCUGCUGCUUAAUGGAUGCCUGCUUCUGAGAUCCAUCCAUCGAUCCUUUGGUUUUCUUUUUCUUUUUCUUUUCCCAUUUAAUAACUUUCAAACCUCAUUCUGCUUCAUUCACAUCCCUUCCUUGUUUAACAAUUUUUAAUACAUUCAUGCUACUCCGUUAAUCCUUUUCCAACACACGCGCAACUCCCAACCCCAUGCACUAAAUAAUGCUCUUCAUUACUCUUUAACUUUAAUUUGCCAUAGCUUAUGUAAUUCAUCAUUUUGUCUAAAGUGAGUACAAUCACAACAUUUUAUUUUA